AUGUUAUUUUUUUCUCUUUGCUUCAUAUUUCCUCUUUUAGACAAUCAACUUGCCAAAGUGAGGGCUAAGUUUGUGGUGGGGGUGAACAGUACAGUUAUUAAGCAGCUCCUGGAUGAUCUUAUACAUGAUGGCAUCGUGAAUGAGGGAGAGAAAGGCUCAAUACUUGAGGAGAACAGUACCAGGGCAGACAGAGCACGCUCCCUCAUUGACACAGUGAGGAGGAAAGGAGGUGAAGCCAGCAGGAAGUUCAUUGCUCAUCUUCAUGUCAGAGACCCUAUACUUUACAAAGACCUGGGUCUGUCUUCUGGUCAACCUGGUCAGUCAGCUGCAGAGCCCCUGAUGGAGGAGGAACGGUCAACCACAUUCAUCCCAACAAUGGCUGCAUUCUGGAGGGAGAAACAGAAGGAUAAAAGUGUUUACACUGUGACCAAGGAUUCAAUCAGGAGUCGUGUGGCCUUACUAAUCACUAACAUAGAGUUUACUGAUGAGGAAAUGAACAGAAAAGGAGCAGAGAAAGACGAGCAGAACAUGGAGAAACUGCUCACAGCACUGGGAUACGAGGUGGUGAAAUACAGGAACCUCACUGGAAAGAAGAUUAAAAAAGCUGUAAUUAAGUUCUCCGAGCAUCCAAAACUGAAAGAGACGGACAGUGUGUUUGUGGUUAUCAUGUCUCACGGGGAACGGGGAGCUGUUCUCGGUGUCGACUAUAAAAAGGAUCAACCAGUCAAAGAACAGGACAAGUUCCCCAUUGAUAACAUUUACACACACUUGGACGCAGAGCAUUGUCCAGAGCUGCUGAACAAACCCAAGAUCAUCAUCAUCCAGGCCGAAAGAGGAGAGAAAGGAGGAGCUGUGCUUGUUAGUGAUUAUCCAAACGCAGCUGUGGUCAGUGACCAAUCACUGUCUGCUGGUGAAGAAGACAUUGAGGAUUAUUGUUUGCGACGUGCACACAUAGAAAAAGACUUCAUAUGUUUUCUUUCUUGCACCCCUGAUACUCUCUCAUACAGACAUCGAGAGGAUGGGUCUCUUCUUAUCCAGUAUAUUGUUGAGGUACUGAACACCUUCGCACAUCAGGAUCACAUUGAGGAACUUUUCAGAAGAGUCAUGCAACGCUUUGAUGAGGCUUUCCCCUCUCUGUCCGAAGGGCAGAUGCCAACCAAGGACAGAUGCACUCUCCAUAAGAACUUCUACCUCUUUCCUGACCUUUGAGACAGGAUCCAGAGUUGUAACAGAUUUUGUUGCCAUGUUUCAUUCACUCAAAUGUAGUCCUUCAUUCAAAUAUUCUAGUAAUGCUUUCUGAGGUGCCACUUUGUGAUUAGAUAAAAUAUGUAUUCUAUAUUUUUAUAUAUCGAACAUUGUUUAAGACUUUGAGCACAAAGGUGUUUUAACCAUUUUUUACUUUUCAUCAUUUAAAUGAGUGUUGGUUUAGACAUUUAUCAAACAGGGACCAUAAUGGAAAUCCAUUCCAGCAUAUAGCAUAUUUAAGGUAUAACUGUUGUCAUUCCUCUUCUCAGAUCUUUUAAUUAUGUAACAAAUGUGACAUGAAUGUGACAU
This is a messenger RNA of Scomber scombrus (Atlantic mackerel), 1554 nucleotides long. RefSeq names its product caspase a-like. Gene Ontology annotation, molecular function: cysteine-type endopeptidase activity. Lineage: Eukaryota; Metazoa; Chordata; Actinopteri; Scombriformes; Scombridae. The coding region runs from base 1 to 1209 and encodes 402 amino acids. The transcript is spliced from 7 exons. The record is from RefSeq and is a predicted model, not a curated record. Gene Ontology annotation, biological process: proteolysis; regulation of apoptotic process.